Molecule: messenger RNA, 312 nt
Organism: Thelazia callipaeda (thelaziosis nematode)
Lineage: Eukaryota; Metazoa; Nematoda; Chromadorea; Rhabditida; Thelaziidae
Source: the annotation of a GenBank genome assembly
AUGCCAGAUAAUGAGAGAUUUGGGAAAACAAUGUUGGAGAAAAUGGGGUGGAAAUCUGGUAAGGGACUAGGCAAAUAUGAACAAGGAAUAAGUUCAAGUCUAGAGGUUCAGGCGUGUACUUCAAUGAAAGGAUUAGGGUAUCCUGAGCGAAACAACGAUGUUUGGAUUGCUCAUAAUGAUGGCUUUGCCACUCUGUUAGCUGAUUUAAAUAAGAAAAAGGAAGAGGCAUCAAAAAAUAAAGGCUCAGGAAACAGUUUUCAUAAAGGAAAAUCAGAAAUAAUCAUGAAUAAGUUUGUCACAACAUAUUUUUAA